Rhagoletis pomonella (apple maggot) is the source of this 895-nucleotide messenger RNA. RefSeq lists its product as uncharacterized. Lineage: Eukaryota; Metazoa; Arthropoda; Insecta; Diptera; Tephritidae. Gene Ontology annotation, molecular function: zinc ion binding; nucleic acid binding. The record is from RefSeq and is a predicted model, not a curated record.
AAAGAAAAGCAGCCUUUUGUUGAGUUUGAAACAGAGCUUCGAAAACAGAUCGAGUUUUGUGAAUACAAAUUGGAUGGACAAUCAUACAAUGAUCGUAUGUUGAAGGAACGAAUUGUCAUUGGUGUGCAUGACAAGACGUUACAAUUGAAGUAAUUGGAAGGAAAGGAUGAGUCAUUGCAGAAAGUCAUUGAAACGUGCAAGAUGUAUGAGGCUGCAAAUGCACAUAAGGCGUUGUUGAACACAACUAGUCAAACAAGUGUUAACAGUGUGGCUGAACAGGAGCCAAAGGAAACAGUCAACGCAGUAGCACGUCGUUGCUAUAACUGUGGUGGCGAUUUCGCAGCAAGGCAUUUGGAAACAUGCAAAGCUAGAGAUAUCAAUUGCCGAUCAUGUGGACGCAAAGGUCAUUUCCAACGUUGGUGCAAAUCAAAAGGAAAGCAAACGGGCAACAAAGGAACGAAACCGGACAGCUGCUAUAAUCAUGUAAAACAACAGCAACACUCCCUCAACUGGGAAGGCACAGAAUAAAUUCAAACUAUGUUGGAAAUGAGAGGAAGCGAUGGCACAAGGAAUACCGAAUAGCGAAUAAAUUGGUUAGGUUUAAGCUUGAUACAGGAUCGGAUGUGGACUGCAUUCCGGCCAGGAUAUUUAAAACUUUUGGAAUAAGAUUAGAAAACAAAAAUGAAAAUUAUUCGGUUUAUGAUUAUAAUGGAAAUAAAGUAAGUGUUCUCGGAACAGUUAAAUUAAAAUGUUUGGAUGAACAGUCAAAUACGGAACAGUCGUCUCACUUUAUUGUUGUCGAUGACGUGUGCGAACCGAUUCUAGGACUCGAGUCAUGUGAAAGAUUCGGAUUGGUAAGGCGAAAUGAUGUAGGGUCGGUCGUGUGCUUGUCACA